AUGGAUGAAAAUGGCACUUUAAGACUUCUUUCUUAUUAUCUCAAUUUUUUUCCCAAGAGGCGCUUGCCCCGGCCUCACAGCCCCAUUGAACAGAAGGUAGAAUUGAAAGAAAAGGAAAGAAAGGUAACAAAAGUGAGGGCAGCAGACUGUCUAAAAUUAAAGGUAGAGAAAUCUGUGAGCCCAGGUCAGCUAAUUGUUGUCAAAGUAAUCAAAACAGAAGAGUGUGAUAUCAAUGAAAAUCAACUGAAAGUUAAAUGGACACAGCCCUCAGGAAGAAUCAGCAUCACCAAUGUUGAAGAAGAUGAAAAUGGAGAAUAUUUCACAAUGGAAAAGUGCUCACGUCCAGGUUUUUGCAGAUUAGAUGUGAGUGCUUAUGGUGAAACACUCAGACAAUCGCCAAUGAAUGUUGAAAUAGUGAAGGAAGGAUUAGUAAAAUCCUUUCCUGUAAUCGAUACUCGUGUUACAGAUAUAGUCGUGCAUGAUGAUUGUUUGCUAGUUUCAUGUGAGAGAAAUAAAAUUCUCAAAUUCAAGCAAUCAGGAGAAGUUAAUCAUAUUAUUACUAUGGCUCCAUUGCCACAAGGUGCUAAAGUUAACGGAAUGUACAAAAUGAAGAAUGGUAACAUAGCAUUUAGUGAUAAGGGUAAUAAGUGCAUUAAAGUAUGUAAAAUAAAUGGUCAAAUUGAAACAAUCGGUCAGGGACUACUAAAGGAUCCAAGGGGGAUAUAUGUGAAUGAGACAUCAAAUGUUGUUUAUGUAGCAGAUUCUGUUCAUCAUUGGUAUGGUACUAGUGGCUGUGUGUACAUGUUUAGUAUGUGCAAUACAAAUGGACAAGCAAUUAAACCAAUUGGUCAGGGAAUAUUGAAGGAUCCAGUGGGGAUACAAGUGAAUGAGACAUCAAAUGUUGUGUAUGUAGCAGAUUCUGGUAGCUUUGUGUACAUGUUUGACAUUGGCAAUGGUAAAAUCCAUCAAAUUAAUCCAAAUAGUAGAGUUUGUGAUAUUGCCCUCACGGAUAAAGGAAAUCUCUUUGUAUUUGGGCAUACUGAAAUCAAACUAUUUAAUAAUGAAGGAAAGCUAAUCAAAGAAAUUAAACUUGAAACAGAGUAUAUGCAGUCCCCAUUAGCAGUCGUGGAUGAGGAUGACAACAUCGUUGUCGCAGGGUUCCAAGGUUAUCCCAACUGUCUAAAAAUAUUCAGCAGUAAUGGAAAUCUUCUUAAAACAAUUACUUUUGAAGAUAAUUACUUUUUUGCAGCUAUUCCAAAAGCAUUAUGCAUCAUUUCAUAUCAUCCACGGAAAAUAGCAGUAGGCUUACAAUAUAAUAUUACAAAAAUGGGUUCGUCUAUAAAAAUAAUCCAUUAUUAAUAUCUGCCUUAAUAUAAGGAAUAACCUAAAAAAAAUAAUUUGACUAGUUAAUUUAAAAGAACUAUUAGGCUAUGAACUUUUAACCAGAAACAGAAAAAAAGUUCACUGAUUUAUGAUCACUUUACUAUGGAAAUCCUUAUAUUGAUUACCAGGCAAUUAAAUGCUGUUAUUCAAAUGAUUAGGCUACAGGAAAGGUAUUAUUUGAAUGAGUUUGAAUAAAGUACAGUAGAAUGCUGCCAGGUUAUGUAACUCAUGUAAAUGAUGCUAAUGAUCAUCAUUAAUAUCUUGUUCUAAUUUCGAGCUGUUUAAAUGCAUUUAAGGGCUGGGUAUCCCUACUUUUUGUUUAAUAUUGGAAGUCCUAACACUAAAAAUCAUAUAAUUGCUAAAAUUCAUUUGAUAAUGUUACAUUUACUUUAUCUCUUUGCCAUGCAAGUUUGCAUAAGUAUAAGAUUUGGUGAUGAUUUAUGAUAUGAAAAAGAUUCUAAUCUAUUUUUAAAGAAUGUUCCAAAAGAGAAAGUUGAUAUUUGUACAUUACGUUAACUUCUGCUUAAAAAAUAUUUACCUAUGAAAAUUUUCAGCAUGACUAGCAUUCAAAUUCAAUAAUACUUUUUAUUAUAACGAAGGAAAUUCAUUUGGCCUAGGUAUAAUUUAAAAAAUAAUGUACAAUGAAUGAAAUAUAUAUAAAAUACUAAAAUAGUCCAAGAAUGUAAAAAUAUUUGUUUUAAAUGAGGGAUUUAACGAUUGAAAAAAAAAACACUAAAAAUUUAAUGAGUUUUGAAGUGCACAUUAGUGAAAUAAUAAAUACAGCACUAAAUGACACAAUCAAUAUUUAUAUAUUUAUGAAUAUUAGUGUACAAAAACUUUUUAAAGUGGGAACAUGUUUUUGAAAAACAUACUGAAAAAAUUGUAAGUAAUUCUUGUAAUUUUUCUGUAUUUAUGAGCAAUGCACAGGUAUCUGCUAAGGCUGUUAUAUAAUUGAUGUAUUUUUAUUGUGAUUUAACUUUAUUUACAUAAAAUAAAAUUUAAAAAAAAUAUAAUAAUAAUAAACAAAACAAAAUAAUUAUAGAGUUAAUAAUUGAUGAAUUAUAUUGUUUCAAAUACCUAAUUAUAUAGUUAAAUGUAAAUAAUUUGUAUUGUUCAACAUAAAAGUAUUGUUCAACAUAAAUAACGGUAGUUAAAAGUAAACAGUUCUGAAAGAAAAAAGAAAAUAUUAUAGCAUCCUCUAUCCGCAUGUAUGCCACUGCAUUAUGCCCUUAUUUUUCAAUCAUAUCUAAUUUUGA
Anneissia japonica is the source of this 2639-nucleotide messenger RNA. RefSeq lists its product as uncharacterized. Bases 1 to 1359 code for a protein of 452 amino acids. The transcript has 3 exons. NCBI's taxonomy places the organism in Eukaryota, Metazoa, Echinodermata, Crinoidea, Comatulida, Comatulidae. The record is from RefSeq and is a predicted model, not a curated record.